AUGAAGAAGUGCGAACAUCAGAAUGAGCUGCCCUAUCUUGAUUGCCUUUACUCUCCAAGUCAUUGGUCGAAAUCCCCUCCAAAUCAUGUUAUUGAUGACCAUAUGACAGCAGUACAGCAGUGCUUUAGACGUAUCAAAGAGUGUGUCCCGGUGAAGUUUGAUGUGCCUUACGGAGAUACCGAAAGACAAAAGGUGGAUAUUUGGGGUGAUGAAGAUAAGUCCCAAAAAGCUGUUGUACUUUUCCACGGUGGAUAUUGGGUUGCGGAAGAUCGUAAGGACUUGACAGCACCCGUAAAACCACUGGUCGAUAACGGGUAUGUAGUAGCGUGCGUUGGUUACGAAUAUGCUACUGGCGGGCAGUUACUCGCCUGCGUUAAACAGGCAGCUAAAGCAUUGCAAUUUCUUCAAAUGCGGUGGUCAGAAAAGAAGCUGGCUGCUGGCGGAUUCUGCGCUGGAGCUCAUCUGGUUUGCUCAGCAUUACGUUUCUUACCAGCGGAUCAUUUAUACAGAAAACUGAUCUUAAUAUCUAUGAUUUGUAAACUACAAGAACUUCCACAAACGUAUAUCGGUCGGGACAUCAGUCUUACAGUAGAAGAUGCGGAAGAACUGAGCAUAAAAAGCCUUAGAAAUUUCAAUGGAUCAGUAUUGAUAAUCUAUGGUUCGAUGGAUACGCCGAACUUUAUUCGGCAGAACAAUGAACUAGUUGAAGUCCUUCGUCAUUCCGGUCUUAAUGUUACUUUAAAGGUCGUUGAUAACGAGGAUCACUUUUCACUGAAUCACAGCUUUGCAGACAGCAGUUCUGCAGCAAUGAAGGCAGUAUCGAACUUUUUAGACAGUGAAUGA
This is a messenger RNA of Enterobius vermicularis (human pinworm), 843 nucleotides long. Lineage: Eukaryota; Metazoa; Nematoda; Chromadorea; Rhabditida; Oxyuridae. The record is from the annotation of a GenBank genome assembly.